Soboliphyme baturini is the source of this 1218-nucleotide messenger RNA. Lineage: Eukaryota; Metazoa; Nematoda; Enoplea; Dioctophymatida; Soboliphymatidae. The record is from the annotation of a GenBank genome assembly.
AUGGGACGAAAUCGUCGCAGCAGCAGCAUCACGAUGACUCGUUCAAGUCGAAGUAUCGAAACGAAGGACAGUGGCGAGCAGGGUUACAAUGCGAAUUCGCAUCCGGACGACAAGGACAGCAAAACUAAGGACCGAUGGCUGCUGGAUCCGACGGCACCGAACGGCAAGGGGACCAGGAAGGUACGCUUUGACUGGCGCGUCACGCAGAAGUACGACGUGCUGUCGGUGAUAGGCAAGGGAAGCUUCAGCAUCGUCAUGAAAGUACGCAAUAAGCAGACCAACGAGUACCACUCGAUGAAGGUCAUCUCGUCUGGUUUAAGUAUGAUCCAGAACGAACUGUCUAUUCUGUCGCGUGUGAAACACAAGUACGUAGUCCAGCUUAUAGAAGUGUUUUGUACUUCGAGUCGCGUCUACGUUAUUCUGGAACUGGCCAGCGGCGGAGAACUGUACGAUCGUAUAACUAAGAAAGGCACCUUCACCGAGGACGAGGCGGCGUACACUGUGUGCAUGCUGCUACAAGGUGUGUCCUACCUUCACAGUGUCGGUGUGACUCACCGCGAUCUGAAGCCUGAGAACUUACUCUAUUCGUCGCAGGAGAAGAAUGCAAAAAUUCUCAUUACCGAUUUUGGUCUGGCACAUUUGCAGAAGCCUGGAGAAGAGGAUCAGAUGACCGAUCCGUGUGGUACUCCGGAGUACAUCGCACCGGAGAUUCUGACUCGAUUGCCGUAUACGAAUAAGGUGGACAUGUGGGCAGUAGGAGUUAUUACAUACAUUCUACUUUCGGGAGUGAUGCCAUUUGACGACGAAAAUCGAACUGCUCUCUACAGACAGAUUCUGAAGGGAAGGUACUACUUUUAUCCAGAGUUUUGGUCGAACGUCAGCGAGGAAGCGAUGCAGUUUGUGUCGACUCUGUUGUGCGUGGAUGCCGACCAGAGGCCGACUUCGGAAAAGGCGCUCAAGCACCACUGGUUCGCCAGUGCGCUCGGUCGAACGAAAAACACAGACAAACGCGUCGGACAGACGGUGCGCAAAUCUCAGUCGCUGAGCCAGUAUAAUCCGAGGGUAUGUUAUUUACCGGUCGGUAUUUAUUUUCCGGUCGGCACCAACGCCGCUCCUAUAACUAAUCAGUCGUGCUGUGAUCAAACAGCUGUUGUCCGUCCGGUGGCAAGAAGAAACGCUCGUGCUGGGCAGGGAUCACAGACACCAACUGUAGAUUAA